AUGCGGCCCUAUCCACCAGAAGAGGAUCCGACUGAGCAGCAAUACGGGCUGUCUGUGCCCGCCGGAAACUCGCCAGCAUUGCCUGAAAUCAAUGUUUCCAUCGUGGAGCCGGUUCAUCCAGAAGAGGAUCCUCCUGACCUCCACGGAGUUUCUGCUGCCGCCGACGAUGGUCGGAACAGUCGUGAGACCGAUGCUUCUUUCCGUCAAGCAGAAGAUGCUCCAGCCCCUGCAAGACUCUCAAAAUCCACAAGCGAGCAGUCUUUGCCAUCAUCCGGGAAUGCCCCAGAAGAUCGCCGAGCCGAUACCCUCAACGAGCAUGAAGCAUGGGCGGCCCAGUUCAUGUCCCGAAUGAAGCCAGCGGCCCCAGACAUCAUCCAGGCUGUCCGGGCGCAUCACGCCGUCAGAAUGUUCGGCCGCGUCUUUCGGAAUCGGAUAGGGGCAAGGGCAUCCUAUGCGAAAACGAGUAUUGAGACGACGACGAUAGAUCAAUUUUGGAGUCACAGCUGGCAUGGCCCGAAGUGGAACAAAGCUAUGACGGCUGUAUACCUGAAUAAUGGCAUGGUGGCAGCGCUGGUGGCGACCUUGGUUUCGGUGUUAUUGAUGUUACUCCAUGCCUAUCAGACCUUGCCAUGCCUUCGUUUUGGCAGGCCACUGUAUCCGGACAAUUCGUGCUGGGUCAGCGCCGUGUGCUUGUUGCUAUACUUCGCAGUCUUGCUCUUCUGGAAGCCAUCGCAGAAGAUUUUCUUGGAUGUCUUCUGCAUCGAUCAGGUGAGCCCGCGACGCUUUGCACUUGGGCUUGUAAGCAUUGGCGCAUUUCUCAGGGCCUCAGAUUCUCUUGUUGUCUUCUGGGAUCCGUCGUGGAGCCGUCGCCUGUGGUGUGUCUUCGAGCUAGCCGCAUUCUUGCAUAGUCGGAAUGCCGACGGGAGGAAGGUAAAACUGACUAUCAGGCCAACGCUGCUGGGUCCUUGUUUCAUCUCUCUGCCGAUGGCCCUAUCUUAUGUGAUGCUCGCACUCACAUUCUUCCCCAGCGAGAAGCACCUCGAAGGGACAGAUCCAGGCUUCCUGCGGUAUUUCGUUCUGUGGCCGUCCAUUGGGCUCUUCAUUUUGACAGGUUUUUUCUUCUCUGCGAUCAAGUUACGAGCAUACUUCCGCUAUGUGCAGGCGCUAGAGCAGGAUAUUGGGCAAAUUGUCGCCGACAGCAGCUCAUCCUACUGCUGCAGUGUUGGCCAUGUGUCUCCGGAUGGACAGCCUCUGACUUGUGACCGCCGUGUCAUCUUCCAGUGCAUCACGCUUUGGUUCGGCAGCGUCGAGAAUUUUGAGGCUCAUGUGCGAACAGAAGUUCUGCAAUGCCUGCAGGAACAGCUUUCCAGAGAGGUUUUCACAUACAAGCAGAUCGCUGUUUCAGCCUUACCGAUGCUUUGGCAUUACAUGGACGCAGCUGCCUCCGCUCACUUUGAUCAGCUAUCGCGAGGGGAGGAGCCAAGUGGGGCGGCUCUCCAAGAGCUGGUUCGAGGCUUGGGUUGGGCCUUUGGCGUGGUGCCUGCAACAAUGCUCAUCGCUAUCAGGCUCUCAUACCUGGCGCAAAGCAGACGGACCUGGGUGGUGUGUGAUCUGAUGGUCAACCUCUUCAUCAUAGCAGUAGUCUUCCUCUUUGUUUUCGGAGCUCUGGUAUUCGAGCAGUUGGCUUGGGAGUUCGACCCCGUGGGUCAGAACAUGAAUGUCUGGGCCAGACUUCUCCCGGGCUCAGCCAUCUUCAGUGCUUCGAUGCUCGUGAUCGCUGCCGUGCUUUCCACGAUGAGGCUAGGAUUCUACAAAACAGCCUGCUGCCUGUUCCGGUGUGCCAACCUCGCCGGUCCCCGAUCCCCAACAGCCGACACGAGUAUUGCUCAGAGCUUGGCAUUCUGCGGAGAGGGGUGUUGGCUCUUCAAGCACAAGCUUUCGAAAGCGGUGACGCAGACACCUCGAGGAUAUGAAGUACUCCUCCGACGGCCAGGCGGGCACAAGCGGGGCAGACGCUUCGUGGUGCACGAGCUACAAAGAGGGACCUUUCUUUGUGGCCAAUUCUUCGUUGACUGUGAGCAGAGCUCUGCGCAGUCGAUCCACUGGAGGCAGCAGAGGGACCCAAACGAGGUUUCCCAGUGGGUGCGGCCCGAGCCGCCGGAGAAUUCCCUGACAGUAUGUGAGACUGUCAAGACGGAGAAAGAGGUGGCUCCUGACGGAAGGUUCCUGCUUACAUGCCCGUUCUGCGACAGAGCUGUUCAAGCUUCUGAGGCUCAGAAGAGAAAGUCGCUAAGUGGCUUCCGGGCCUUGGCGCGGCAUGUGGAGGCGGAGCAUCAGCUGUCUCUUAGCCACGGCUUCUGCUCGAAAGUAGACUUUCUCCAACGCUUCCUCCAGCGAGUGGCAAAAAUCCAGGUUGACGAAGGUCAUUGGGCUCCUGACCUUGUGGUGGAUCACUUCGAGGAAGAUCCCUGGGUUCUUCUCUGCGCCUGCUGCAUGCUCGACGAGCUCGGCCUUACUGACUGGGCCCGACGACUGUGCUGGCAACAUCGUGAGCUGCUGGGGCCUUUGAUCAAAAAUAUCCCGGCCUGCGGGUAUCUGUGCAGCCCCAGCAUGCCGUUGCCCAAGCGGGAGGACCACUUCGGGCCGGUUCAGGAGGGAUGCCUUGGCUUGCCGGAGGACAUUUGCGUGACCUUUGUGGCUACUGAGGAGGCUCUAGCAGCUGUGAUCGAGAGCUUCCCAUUAGAAGACUUGAUUGGCGUCGAUUGCGAGCACAGCGGAUGGGGUAAAGAUGCUCGGAUCUCCUUGCUGCAGCUGGCGGUGGCCAUGGCGGUCUUCGUGAUCGACGUUCUUGCGCUUGCCAACAGCGCGGCUUUGGGACGUUUGUCGCCGUUGCUCAGUUCCGCGGCAGAGGUGGUUGCGUUCGACUUCUCCCGAGACUCUGGUCUCUUACAGGAAGCCGGGCUUUUGGGGUGCGAACCUCGCGAUCUUCGGAGUCACACGGAUGGAGGCUUGAAGAUGCUGGUGGAAGACGUGUUGGGCGCAAAGCUGUGCAAGGCUGAGCAGUGCAGUCGAUGGGCGCGCAGGCCGCUGAGGGCCAGUCAGCUGCACUACGCCGCCCUCGAUGCCUGGGUGCUGAUCCCCUGUGCAGAACGUUUGCGAUGA
Molecule: messenger RNA, 3162 nt
Organism: Symbiodinium sp. CCMP2592
Lineage: Eukaryota; Dinophyceae; Suessiales; Symbiodiniaceae
Source: the annotation of a GenBank genome assembly